This is a messenger RNA of Felis catus (domestic cat), 4839 nucleotides long. RefSeq names its product pleckstrin homology domain containing S1 (gene PLEKHS1). The record is from RefSeq and is a predicted model, not a curated record. The transcript is spliced from 13 exons. Bases 1955 to 3412 code for a protein of 485 amino acids. Lineage: Eukaryota; Metazoa; Chordata; Mammalia; Carnivora; Felidae.
GGAAACCCCAUUGCUGACCAGCGGGGGGAUCUAGGAAAUACUGGGUGCUGGGAUUUGCAUCACACCCUAUGCUGAGAUGGGCUUUGGGAAAGAAGCUCUAUGGGGGGUGCCCACCUUUGGGGGUCUCCUUCCUACUUUGCUUGUCUCUCUCUCUUCCUAUUAUGAACUACAUUGCCACUCUUUCCCUACCAACCCUGAUCCCAUUGCUCCAGUGCCAACCAGGUGGGUAGUAUAAGGAUUCAGGGCAAUAAGGGGAAAGGAAAGGAAGGAAAAAGAAACCCCCAUCUUCCCUCCUCUGGCCCUAGUGGUGGUCUUAUUAGCUGUCUCCUUCACCUACAAUCUUUGGGCCAUUCUCUGUCACCUAUUGUAAAUCCCCUAGUCCCCAGAAACUGGACCUAAAUAUUCUUUUGAAAUAAAGAGGAUUCUGACUACAAUCUUCUAUGGAUUCCAGGGUCCUCCUUUGACAUCUGUGUCUGCUAUUGCUUUUACAAACGAAUCCAAGUAUAAAAAUCGACACUGUUGUGUAUAUAUGUUGGGAGAGAUGAGUGGAGAUGAUUACGUUUAUUCUGUUUCUCAUAUUUCAAAAAUCUUUAGAGAGUUUCCAAAAGGAUAAACUGAAUGUCCAUGAGGAUGACCAAACACCCUUGCCUCUCAGUUCCUUGCCUUCCUCAUUACCAAUGACCUUUUGUCUACACUAUCACAAAGCCACCCACUCCCUGCAACUGCUCUAUUUUUAAGAUAAUCAGUCAAUCAUUCUGUCUCCAAGCAGCACCUCCUACCUUUCCAGCCAACUGGUUCCAUCUUUCUUCAAGUUCAUCAGUGCUUCCUCCCUAGGAGUCCCCUUCUAGUCUCUUUCCUCCGUAUGUCCCUCUGAUACCAUGGUUCAUCAUUUGGGGCAGUCUUUCACAAAUAUCUUAACUUCCUUUGCUCCUUCAUCUAUCUGUGAUAUCUCCCUGGCAUAAAAAAAAAAAAAAGCAUUAACUUGAAACAAAGCUUACUCCCCAACUCCCCCAUUCUUCUCCUAAAUAGCCAAAUGCUAUUACUAGAGAAAACCAUACAUCCAUCAGACAGGUCUCUUGGCAAAUUCAAGAUCACCCAUCUCAAGAGGCUCUCAACUCUCCCAGCAUCAAAAAAUACUUGUAGAGUCGGGAAAUAUCCACGGAAGGUGCUCUGGGAAUUCUGAAAUGAAUGGACUGCGUGGAGGUAGAGAAACAAACAAAGAGACAAAGCUAAUAGAUGAGGGCAGAAGGGAACCAAAUGGGAAGAGUAAUUUGGAAGCAAAAGGAAGACAGGAUUUCAACAAGGCUUGACUGCCAUUCCCUCUUGUGAGUAAAACUCUUAUUUUUAAGACUUAUUGGGUGGCUGUACAAGACAGCCUGUCUAGUUCCACCCUGUUGAUGACAACUCUCUUAUAGAUGAAGAAGCAGAUCAUCCUGGAGAUUGUUGGUGUGUGCAACUGUGCUGGGAGAAGGCAGGGUUUCGUUUCCUCAUCUGGCACAAAGGAAUCCUUCCUACUUUCCCCAGGAGGACAUUGGGAGGAAAUGGAUUGGUGGGAAGCAAAAGGAUUAUUUCAGUAGUAAUGACUGCAGGAGGUCAAGGCAAGGCUGAGGCUGUUCUCAAUAAGAAUCAUUGUGACUAAAGACAACGGCUAGUGGGAAUUUUUUUUCUUUGUUUGCUUUUAUUUUUUGAUGCUAGACAGCUGGAAUGCCAAGGGCAGUUCUGUGCCAAGCCACAAAAAGACUGAAAGCCCAGGACUUCCCCUCGGACAAUAGCUUCCAUUUUAGCUUCGGGCAAGAGUAAAAUCUGUCCUAAGAUAGUUUAGGAACUUCCUGUUGGCUCACAUUUCAAGCAGCUUGUAUUUAAUUUUCACCUUGCCACUCAGAGCUCAGAGUGAACAGGAGACCCAGGGACAGGGUACUUUGCUGAGAACUGACCAGCGACCGCCUGGCUAGAAAUGCUAGGAGAACAGACAGCCAUAAUGGAACCCAAACCUCAGAAGAGCCCAGGCAAACAAUUUACAUUUUAUUAUGAAAAUGAAGUCUGCAAACAAGAUUACUUUAUUAAAUCACCACCUCCUCAGCUUUUCUUCUCUGCUUCUUCUUGGAAAAAGCGGUUUUUCAUUCUGUCAAAGAGUGGGGGAAGGAGACUUCACGUCUCCUAUUACAAAGACGAACAUCGCCGAGGUUCCAUUGAAAUUGACCGAAACUCCAGUGUAGAAGUUGGCAUAAGUAGCCAUGAAAAAAUGCAAUCUGUAUGUAAGAUGUUCAAAUGCCACCCUGAUGAGGUGAUGUCCAUCAGAACCACUAACAGGGAAUAUUUCCUCAUUGGCCAUGACAGGGAGAAGAUUAAAGAGUGGGUCUCCUUCAUGUUAUCAUUUUGCUGGGACGCCAAAGCAGCACGCCAGAACACAGAGCAGGAGAAAUUCCCCCUGGGUGGUAAAAGGCCUUCUUCAGACCCCAGUCCUCUCCUUGGUCCUUCCAGCGCGUCAGAGGCUGUCAGCCCCACCCCACCAAGAAAUAGUCUUCCAGACAUGCAUUUAAUGGAAAACAAUUCUCCAGGACUCAGACAAGCUCAUCUGCCACACGAUUUCUUGUCAGAGACUACUGAAGAGACAGAAGAAGAGAGUCAUUAUGUUAGUCCUCAAAGUAUCCUUUCACAGUUGGAUGAUCUUAAUGCUUCCAAUGAUCCUGGUCAACCUGCUGAGCCUGAUAGUCCAGAACAGUUCUCGGAGACAAAUGAACAUCAUUACAUGCCAAUGAAAUCCUGUUUUUUCAGAGAGACAUCCCACAAGUCUGCUGAUAGCAAAGAGGGAUCCCAGGCCCUUCCAGAGAUCCAGAACGGGGGGCUUCACUUGCAAGAACAAGGCUCACAAAGUGACUCUUGUCUUCCACCUGCCAAUAUGGAAGCACAGACCAUGAAUGACAAAAAGGGGUUGGCCUCACUUACUGUUGUGCAAUUAUCUAUACUAAUCAAUAACAUCCCUGAUGAAAGCCAAGUGGAGAAACUGAAUGUGUUCCUUUCUCCUUCUGACGUCAUAAAUUAUCUUAGUCUCAUGGAAGCUGCGGGACGGAUAUGUGUGGCUCAGUGGCAAGGCCCCCCGCACCUGGGAUGUUUAUUUUUUCACGGAGAUCACAUCUUGGCUGUGAAUGACCUGAUGCCCCAGGGCCUGGAGGAGGCUUCCUUGUUUCUCAGUCGGUCUGUCCAGAAGGAGAAAAUAAAACUCACCAUCGGCCGGAUCCCAAAUUCAGAGAAAUUCCAUGCUGUCGCCUGUACGUGCCCCUUAAAAUACAAAGGUGUUGUACCUUGUCGACUGGGUGAGCCUAGACUGGAGAAGACCCUGAAGAGGAGUCCAGCCAUUAAAAAGGGUCAACACCAACGAACUGGAGAGUCACACGCCAGGACCCACUGCUGAGGAGCAAGGGUGGGCCCUAGACUCUGCUGGGGCCCUGCCUCUGCCUCUCACCGCCGUGUGAGAUAACGCACAUCAGCACACCUCUCUGAUUUUCCGUACCUACCCCUUAACGGCGGGGAAAACGAUCGCCUCUCCGGCUAUUCAUCAGGGAUGCUGAGAGGGUCGAGGGGGAUAAUGACUGUGGAACGCAGAGAAAAUGUAAGGCCUUGUUAGCUCAGACGUUGUCCCACACACCACAGAGAUUGUUAAGUCCCUCAUCUGAAAUGCACUGUGUGUUCUCUGAGGUCAUGGUCCGCACAAUCGCUUCUUUGUUAGGGAACAUACGGUUGGAAACACUCAUUCCAGGAAUGCCAGAUUCCCGAGAGACGUGAUACCAUAUCAGCCUUCCCAAACACCUCCCCCCCUAUUCAUCACACCCACCCACGGUCCAAAAUGCUGAGGCAGGGUGGCCCCUUGGCUUCAAUAAUCAUCUGGUUUUCUUAAAGACCCAGAAACUAUUCUAGAAGUUGAAGCGGUUUUAGGUCGCCUACAGCAAAGGUCUGUUUUCUCUACAAGUAAUAAGGCAACAACGUAGCACUUCUACGUUUGAAAGGUCGUAACUGAUUGGCGCAUUAACUAAUUGAUCCUACAAGGCCAAAAACGUCAAAUCUUUUUUCAUAAGUGGGAAGACAAAGGCAGCGAAAGGACUAAUCGAAUCCGGGAACGUUCGAGCAAAAGGAGGCUUCAGAAAAUAUAUCUCACUAUGCUGUCAUUUUUGUGCAGGAAGACGUCAAGGCCCCAAACGUUUAAUACAAACAACCAAAACAGAAGCAGACUCAUACGUACAGCGAACAAAAUGGUGGCUGCAGAGUGGAGGCGAUGGGGGGGACAGGCAAAGUAGGUGAAGGAGAUUAAGAGGUACAACCCUCCAGUUAUAAAAUAGGGAAUGAAAAAUCCAGCAUGGGGAAUAUAGUCAAUAACAUUGCAAUAACAUUGCAUGAUGUCAGAUGGUGACUCCAUUUAUGUGGUACGCAUGGCAUAAUGUAUAGAACUGUGGAAUCACUAGGUUGGACACCUGCAACUCAUAUAACAUGCUAUGCUUUAAAAAAUAAUAAUAGUAACAAUAUACUUCCUUUGUAGUUCCCAGUUUCAUAGCUGUUUAGUGACAGACCAAGAAUCUAAAACCAGCUCUGAGAAACAGAUGUCCUGCUCCUCACUUUGUAUUUGGAUUUAGGUUUGAAAAGACCUUGUGCAGAUAGAAGAAACAUUCAAAUACAGUUCAUUUUCUGUCUUCCAGAUUGUACAGAACAUAUACAAAUUUUUAGUUUACUGUUCCUUUUUUUAAAAAAAUGUUUUAAUUCUUAUUAUUUUUGAGAGGGAGACAGAGACAGAGAGCAAGCAGGGGAGGGGCAGAGAGAGAGGGAGACCCAGCAUUGAAAGCAGGCUCC